AUGGACAAAGUCAGGACGCACAACCAUCCUAUUCUGCUAAAAAAAAGUGAAAAUGUAAACCUUCCGUUUUUUAUAACAGCCCAAGAACCGGCUUCUGUAUUAGAAGAACGUAAACGUUUGUAUGCAAUCUCAGACUCAAUGCGAAAGCAAAACAUUAAAACAAAGAUUGAGAAGGGGGGUGUUGUAAUGCCCGACGGUAAAAGGUAUCAGGAUCCAAUUCCUAAACUUGAAGCUGCUGAUGCCCUUCAGCUCCCCGUGGAUGAGAUACAAACUCUUGAUGACUUUAAAGUAGAGUGCACGGAACCAACCAAGAUUAGAGGUUCAGAAAUAUUCGCCACAGGACAGAGAGUAUGCUCCGUGACAGAAGUCGAGAAACUCUAUAAAAAAGUUUGUAUUGACGCAUAUUCUGCAGCAGCUGAUCACCGCAUCCUGGUUUAUAGGUUUAUGGAAACCAGUGGAAAACUAUGUGAGGGAUACUGGGAUGAUGGUGAGCACGGUGCAGGACGCCGCCUACUUCAAUAUAUGCAGACAAACGAAAUACUCAAUGCCGGUGCUGUGAUAACGCGUUGGAGCGGUCCAAUUCGCCUUGGACAAGUGCGUUUCAAGAUUAUGGAGGAUCAUCUGUGUGACUUGGCAAAUCUGCUACAUGGGUAAUGUUAAAGCAGCUUUAAUA
Messenger RNA from Saccostrea echinata, 673 nucleotides. Its product is annotated as protein IMPACT homolog. The transcript has 2 exons. Gene Ontology annotation, cellular component: cytoplasm. Bases 1 to 654 code for a protein of 217 amino acids. The record is from RefSeq and is a predicted model, not a curated record. NCBI's taxonomy places the organism in Eukaryota, Metazoa, Mollusca, Bivalvia, Ostreida, Ostreidae. Gene Ontology annotation, biological process: regulation of translational initiation.